GGCCUUUCUGACUUGCAACCCGAAGUCGCCUAUUACUGGAACUUCGAGCUUCAAGCUCCGAGCGUGGUUCGGUCUGCUUCUCUCUGCUCACGGUGGCCGCAUUCUCGGGCGCCCAUAUACAUAAGUAUGCUGUAUAUGUUUUAUGACGAUUACUCAAGUCCUGUGCAUGGCAAAAAUUAUUGAUCCGGAUCAGAUAGCGGAAGCCUCGAGUGAGGCUCAUUUUGAUGACACGAGGCCUACAGGCGGGCUAAGCGUGCCACUGCUCUGGGGAUUGAAAUACGAGUGUAAGGGUGCAGGUAUGGAGAGCAAUCCUUUCUUUUGAUUUCUCGGUCGGUACAUCACUACUAACAUCCUCAAACGCUCACAAAGUCUCCACAGGAAGUAUCUCUAUGUUUGAAACAAUACCAUUCGACACCAGCAUCAUCAAACCUGUGGACGGUGAUCUGUGCGAUCUACUCGGUUCAAUGUCUUUGGCCUCCGGGUACAAGAAGGAAGAGUUUAUCGACGCUACGCCAAGGCUUCAUCAACCGACGCUGGACGUUCGAGACGAAGUAAUGUCAGACGAUUCUCUGUCAGAUACAACGUCAGAAUACUCCAAUCAGUCCAAACCGCCCACGCAAUCAAGAAACGACAAAUCCACCAACGAAACCUACGGAUGCACGUACCUCAAAGUUCUCCAGGAACAAAUCGCCAUAGAGGGUUACCCAACCACGGGUGGGGAUUACCUCGAAGCCAUAUUCACCCAUCGAGAGUUGUUCACGUCGUAUCGAGGGUCCCACCAAGAUUGCGCGAGAGCUUUUAGUGAUAUUGCUUUCUCGCUCGAACGCAGGGCGUGGCGAGCAGAUAGAGAUGCGGAUUCUGAAGCAGUAGCGGCGUUUAGACACGAAGCAUGGAUGAUCGCGGCUUGGAUUGACAAGCACCACAACGAAAUCAGACAGGCGCAUGAUGUCCUCCCGUUAAGGUCCGCUCCUUCGAUCGUUUGUUUCAUGCCAUUGUAGCUCCUGUACCCACAUCGUUGUAUAAUGUCUGAUAUACGACUCUAUUUAUGGUUUUCUCGG
This is a messenger RNA of Marasmius oreades (fairy-ring Marasmius), 1058 nucleotides long. RefSeq lists its product as uncharacterized. The transcript is spliced from 6 exons. The coding region runs from base 390 to 998 and encodes 202 amino acids. Lineage: Eukaryota; Fungi; Basidiomycota; Agaricomycetes; Agaricales; Marasmiaceae. The record is from RefSeq and is a predicted model, not a curated record.